GUUGCAUAUUCUGGAAUGCUGAAUAAGAAAAACAAUUAAAAAUAAAUGUAAUUAACUUCAUGAUAAGCAAACAUGAUGGCGGAAAAUAUUAUACGAUGUUAAAUGCAUGUGAACAGUAGGACAAACACAUCAUGUGCGAUGUAUGUUCAGAUGUGCUCGUGCUUCUUGAAAACCACGAUGACCGGGUGCACUGUAAAGAAGGUCUUCAUCUCAACAAGAAAGAAAUCCAGUCCGUGUUGUUGUAUGUCUGCACGUGGCCACAGAGGCAGUGCAUGUGCUGCUACAAAGACUUCAAGAACUUCGAGCGAUUCAACAACAUAGUGCAGAUCAUUCUCACCGUCGCUAUCCGCUUCAUCCAGAGCCUGCCAAUCGACUAUGAAAAAGAACGCGAAAAGGAGGAGGAAAAAAACACAAAACGGGAGCAGGAGGCUGUAAAGACUGACGAGGUGAAGUGUGAUGGAGGAAUUUCCGAAGAGCAGAAGACUGAAGGCGAGGCAUCUGGGUCGAAGAAAGACGAUGUGGCGGUUGACGAUGUGGCGGUUGACGAUGUUGAGAUGGAGGAGGACGAACACUGGAACAUUGAGGAGAAGGAGAAGCUGCUGCAGUUUGUCACUAAAGUCUUCUUGAUGAACUUCCCCUCGUACCUCGCAUACAAACACGUCGUUCAUUCAUCACUCGAGGAAUUGUCUCAGCAAGAAACCAGUGCUUUGAACAACUACUGUGAAAUAUCCGAUCCUGAUGUUCCGCUGUACUUGUUGCGAAAUGUUUGUUUCUUCUGUGAUAGCAACGGCAUCACGUCCCUCAAGUCGUGUUUCGAGAAAGCCACAUCAAACACACUUCCUUUCACAUUUGCACAUAUGCUCAUCAACCUCAUUGCUAAUCUCCGGUUAUGGAUGAAUAUUCCCACCAUCAUGCAGUGUAUUAUUCCAUUAAGAACAUCAGUCAUUAGGUACAUGUGUAAUCUGUCGGACAAAGAUCUGCGAAUGGCUGGAAGUCGAAGCAUGACUGACCUGAUGUGGGCGGCGGUCAAAGAACCCCUCGACACGCACUUCACAUUUGACCGGGAAGGUCUGGAGUUGGCCUUUAAAUACUUCACAUGUUCAACACUGACCAUCCGUCUAGCAGGCAUUGCUCAGUUAAAUAAUCAAAUUACCCUUUACAAUGAGAGCUGCAAUAAUGAGACACUAGUAGAUGCAGAAAAAGUCGGCAAUGAAAUUGCACAGUGGCUUAUAGACAAGAAAAUAAUAGAACAUAUCUUUGGCCCAAACCUGCAUGCUGAGUUGAUCAAGCAGAAUCAGAUGAUUCUGAAUUUUCUGGCUGUUGAGAACAGAAUCACCAAUGAACAUCUCGACUGCAUUUGGGCGGCUAGUCAGCUGAAGUACUGUGGAAAACAAGUGUAUGAUAUUUUGAUUCCACUCAUCAAACAUCUGGAACUACCACCCGUUCAACAUUUACUUAAACUAGUAUCUAGUCUGGAACCGUCGGCACACACAGAAUCGACACUGUAUCUUGUGUCUGCUCUGAUCAAGCGAGUGUGGAACACAUGUGGUGCCACCCACCACCACGUCGCAGCCAUACAACAGAACAUCCCCACCCACCUCCAGGCCUACACGGCCAUCAGACAGGAGGAUGAGGAGAUGGAAGUCGCAGGUCUAGGUAAGCCAGGAAAGCACGAGGUCAGCAGCAGUGAGAGCAUUCAUGAAUCUGAGGGAGAACACACGAAGCAGAUUGACAGCAGUAUGAUUAAGAGUGCUGAAGUGGGAGAAGGCGGCAGUAUCCACCACUGUUGUCACCACCAGCACAAACAUGUGACCGGCGAGUCGGAGAGCAGUCUCGGGAUCGGAUCCGACUUCAGCGAGGAGUCUGAAAUUGACGAACAGCUUGUUGCAAAUGAACAGUUGAAACGUUUAAGACAGAUAAAGCUCGCCCAGGCUCACCACGCGGGACUACGAGGGGCGGGGAGCGACAGCGAGGUGGAGUGCAGUGAGUCUAGCGACGAACACGAACACGUGAAGGCUCUGGUGGUGCAUAAGAGAAUCCACAUGCACAAGGGACUGAAGAAGAAACACGUCUCAGGGCAGGAGGAGUCUGAGGGCGACAGCUCGGAGAUGGAGGAGUGCUGUGAACACAGCCACGAGGACGAAGAUUCGGAGUAUCUGAACUCGGAGGAUGAGGAGCUGAUGAAGGAGGCACGGCUCGUCAAGAUCAAACACUUGUGUCACCGCGAAAGCGAGGACAGCUCAGACUUCGAUGACGAUGAUGAAGAGGCAAAGGUCAUCCGUGAGGUCAAGCUGCAGUGUCACGCGCGCGAGGUUGUUCAGAAACACCGGCGCAAGCAGCUCGAGCGACACCGGCAGCAGCACCUACUGCACCAGGCGGCACAGCUCGUGUUACAGAGACAGCACAAGAUGGACGGGCGGCAACAGGUGGUCGGGCACGCCAAGUCAAACAAGUCGUUUUCCGACGAUAUGGAGAAAGGUCUCGGGCAGAGUGACGAGAAUCUGGAGAAGAUGAAGGUUUCUGAUGUAGGGAACACGUCUCAGGAGUCACUGGACUCGGACAUCGUUGUGACGGCGGCUGUGAUGGAAGAGUAUGAGCGGCAGCACCACGAGCGCACGGAGAAAUCUGAGGGAGAGAUCGAAACCUUUGACUGCUCAUCCAUCGUACAGCACUUGAAGGCAGCUCACAGAAACAGACAGUUCCAGGGUGAAUAUGCGGAGGACAUUUUAAGUCCGGACGAUGGCAGUUGUCACAGCUCUCACCUCAGCACAAAGUCGGAUAAAAACAUGGCCGACUUUGAGGGGGAGGAAGGGUUGAGUGAGGAGGAACUCGCUCAGAUCAACGCCCAUGCCCACUACAACAGUCAGCAGAUGCAGCAGCUGAACAUGUACCAGAACAUUCCUCACUGCAUUGUCCAUCAUCGGCCACCACAGAAAGACAUCAGCAUACCGUCAUGUCCUGACUCAACGUUCGACGAUGUUUGUAAGAAAGGCAACACUCUGCUGUGGGAUCUAGUGCAAGAAGACGUUGCCUGUCAGUUGCCAGAAGGGUUAGCAGUGGAAGCGGAGAAGGCACUGUGUACUCUGGUGUGCUACUCGACCGAUAAACGAAUCCGGACCAAGUUUAUUGCAGCCUGCAUUGACAAUCUUGCUAGUCACAAAUCUGUUGUGGUCUCUCUGCGUCUUUUGCCAAAAAUCUUCAGCUCAUUUCAACAGUACCGGAGUGGAGCUGACACUCACACCAUUACUAUGUGGGCCGAAAAGGAGCUUGGGAUGAUGACCCAUUUCUUUCAAGAUCUCGUCCACUACAACAACACAAUGAAUAACCAGUCUAAUAUACUGUACAGCCACCAAGAACAAGUUCAAGUUCGACUUCUGUUUCUCACCUGUGUUUUCUCCACGUUAUCGCCGGACGGUUUCAGGUUAAACCAGAAACAAGUGGAUGAACUGUGGGAUUGUCUGGCAUUGGACCCCGAGUGUACCGAUGAUUGUCUUAGCUGGUUUCUCAAUCAGGCCAAGAGCAAGGACCAUCAUGCACUGGGCCUCGAGACGUUCAAACAUAUCUUCCUGGAAAAGAUGCCACAGCUGCGGUCGGAGACGAUGAGCAUGAUUGGGUUGAAUCUGUUCCAGCAGCUCUCCCAGCUCGCCCGCGUUGCCAACGACUCACUGGACAACCCCAUGUCAGAGGACCAGGUGUGUGGGAUGGACCAGCUGUGGAGUAUUGCUCUGCGAGCGACUGACAAGGAUGUCAGCAUGGCGGCGAUCCAGUAUCUCAACCUCUACUACAUCGGCUUCGGCAACGGCCUGCUGGACAAGGAGGAGGAAUUCAUCAAACGCUGCAUGAAGAACUUGCUGCUCGCGCUCGCCACAAUGAAGGAGGAUGCCAGUGCGAGUUUACUGAUCAUCAAACGAGGCUUGACUCUGUUGAAGACGCACCUGGAAGCCUUCAAGAAGCGAUACUCGUACCACCUGCGUAACUGGCAGAUCGACAGCCAGGGAAUUAUCAGUCAUCAGCAGCUGAGGAUGGAAAAGAAUUCCGCUAACGUCCGCAUUCUACUUCAACCUGGUGGCAUGACAGAAAAGACCCAGCUAGACAUGAUGUCCACCGACCUGGUUGCUGAGUUACGCGCGGAGGUGGCGCGCUGGUGGGAGACCCUUCAAUGCCAGCAGCAGGUCCAGCGCAAGCAGGCGGAGGGGAAGCACGGGCUGGUGUCGCCCAUCCUCGGGGCCAUGCUGGGCGACGGUCCCAUCCGCAUGAUCACACAGGGCCAGGAGCUGACUGUCGACAUGGAUGAGAAGACACUCGGAGAAAUGCAGUUCAAAGACUUGCAGCUUGUGUUUGUGUCAGUUGGAGCCAGUCGACAGCCAAGGAAACUGGACGGAACUUUGCCGUCUUCGAGUCUCCCGUCCCCGCCACGAGAGAGACUUCCCAUGAUAAUCCUGCUGCAGGAACCACACUUUGACAACCUCUUCAUGUUGUUACAGCAGCUCGGGGACUGGGAGUUUGAGUUCUCCGCAAUGGAAAAUCAUGAUCGGGCUGCGCUACAAGCCGAAGCUCGCAGGUUGUCGAGGAAUGUGUGGGAGUUGUUACUGAUCCUUCCAACUUGUCAAAACUAUCUCAAUGGCUUCAAAAGUCUCGCCACAGAGAAGGUUACUGGUGAUUCUGAUGGUACAGUAACGGUGGAUUGGGACAGCCUACUACCUCUGUCAAGUCCCCACAAGCUGUACUACUCCCUACAGAUUAUCGAGUCCAUGUCGCACAGUGCAAAACUGAGACGCAAGUCACUGAUGCUGUCUGGAGGCGGUGAUGCCACCAGUCUGGAUUCAGAAGAAGAAGCAACAGAGAAUCUUUGGAAUCAAAAUUUUGUUGAGAAAGGUGGUUUGAGUCAUCUGUUGAAAAUCUUUAUGUCGGGAACUUUACAACCCAAGGAUGAUGGAAGCUGGAGUCAGUGGAAUCAGGAGUGUCUGGCCUACCUGCUCCAGCUCAUCACCAAGUUCGCAGUGAAUCCAGCAGAUCUCGAAACUGGUCCAGAGGAUGCGUACGAUAUCUUUGAAAGUCCAAAGAAAAAGCCAAAGAAAUCCAAAUCCAAUCAGGAGAAGAUAUUGAUUCCACGUUUGAACCAGUCGACAGUGGACAUGUUGAACACGGAAUCGGUGCUGAAGAUACUAAUGCAGAUAUUAUACGAUGCUGCAUUGCCAGAAGACUCAAACCAAAUGUAUAUUGGAUCAUGGGGAUGGGCAGAAGUUGUUCACUACGCCAUGACGUUCCUUGUGUCUCUGGCCUAUUCGUGUGAUGAUGUGCCUGGCCUGCUGUGUACCGCUCCAAACUUCAACACCUGGCUCAAACGACUCACCAUUGAAUCACCCGAGCCAUAUGUGCGGAAGGAGGCCUGUAUGGGUCUGUACAAGCUGCGGCUGGGAAAGACGGCUGACAACAAGCGGUGUUACAGCUUCCUCUUCCCUAUCCUCUCCAGUCUGCUCAGUCUGCUACCCGAGGCUCUGCUGUUCAAGCCACAGAAGAAUGUGGACUUUGAUGGAGGUGGUAAGGAAAAGGAACCAUUUGGCCCUGGUUGCCGUGACUACUUUUGGCUUGUCUGCAGAGUAGUUGACAGUAUUUCAAAGGAAGAAAUUAAUGCUGAAUCGGAAAACAUUGUGGAUCUGAAUGCCCUAGCGAAAGACAUCGCCCAGCACAUAGUGAGCCGUUCCUACUACGAGACUCGAGCCGGGUAUGAGGAAGACGAUGGUCUAAUUGGCAUGUUAAACCUCUUCACGGCCGUGUUGAAACACAACCCACAGUUCAAAUCAUCACACGAGGGACAGGAGUUUCUCGAUGAGAUCUCGUCUUGCCUGUUCGCGCUGCCGUCUCCGACUAAACGCUACCUGCCGCGGUGCAAGAGCCAGGCAUCCCGAGCGGCCGCCUACGAUCUGUUGGUGGAGAUGGUGAAGGGCAGCAUUGACAACUACACCGCACUGCACGUAAACAUGAUGGUGCAGCACACCAAAGACAGCCACGCACCCUACCCAUGGGACUACUGGCCGCACGAAGACGGUCGGUCUAAGUGUGGCUACGUGGGAUUGACGAACCUCGGCGCCACCUGCUACAUGGCCACGUGCAUGCAGCAUCUCUACAUGAUUCCCCAGGCCAGACAGUCCGUACUACAGGCAAAGUGCUCCGACUAUGCCAAGCAUGAAGGGACAUUGAUAGAGUUGCAAAAAAUGUUUGCAUAUCUACAGGAGAGUGAGAGAAAGGCGUACAACCCAAAGAGUUUCUGUAAGGUGUACACGAUGGACAAACAGCCGCUGAACACCGGGGAACAGAAGGACAUGACGGAGUUCUUCACCGAUCUCAUCUCCAAACUCGAGGAAAUGUGUCCAGAAAUGAAAACACUGGUGAAAAGUCUCUUUGGUGGAGUAGUGACAAAUAAUGUUGUUUCUCUUGACUGUCCACAUGUGAGUAGAACAUUUGAAGAGUUCUACACUGUCCGAUGUCAGGUGACCGAUAUGAAAGACCUCUAUGAGUCAUUGGACGAAGUCACUGUCAAAGACAUGUUGGAAGGAGAUAACAUGUAUACUUGUUCAAAAUGUCAGAAAAAAGUCAGAGCAGAAAAACGAGCAUGUUUCCGCAAAUUGCCACGUAUCUUGUGUUUCAACACACUGCGGUACACGUUCAACAUGGUCACGAUGAUGAAGGAGAAAGUCAACACACAUUUCUCAUUUCCUCUUCGACUCGACAUGUCACCAUACAUGGAACAGAACUUAAUGGGACCAGACAAACUCCAAAUUGACGAGAGCGAGGAGGAUGAGAUAGCGAUGAUGGGAGUUGACGUUACGAUCCAGGACGAAAGCUGUGAGUACGAGCUGAUUGGGGUGACCGUACACACGGGCACGGCAGAUGGCGGCCAUUACUAUAGCUUCAUACGGGACCGGCUCAGUCACACAGAGAAUGGACAAGACAAAUGGUUUUUGUUCAAUGAUGCUGAAGUGAAACCUUUUGAUCCAUGUCAGAUUGCAUCCGAGUGUUUUGGAGGAGAAAUGACUAGCAAGACCUAUGAUUCUGUCACUGACAAGUUUAUGGACUUUUCUUUUGAAAAAACUAACAGUGCGUACAUGCUGUUUUACGAGAGAUUUCCAGCAGACAAGAAAGUUGAAGAGAUAGUGCCAGUCGAAGAGAAACGCAAAUUCAAUUUUGAGUUGCCAUCAAGCCUUGGAGAGUGGAUAUGGCGGGACAAUACCCAGUUUCUUCAAGACAAGAACCUGUUUGAGCACACUUACUUCAGCUUCAUGUGGCAGAUCUGUGGCUACAUUCCCACAACGCUGCCCAAAGAUGACGACAGCGUGGUGCCGCUGAAAGCUGCUCAGCUCAGCACAUCCUUCGUCCUCGAGACACUCAUACACGCCAAGGAAAAGCCGACCAUGUUGCAGUGGAUUGAACUGCUCACCAAACAAUUCAACUCUUGCCAUGCAGCUUGUGAGUGGUUCCUCGACCACAUGGCUGAAAGUGACUGGUGGCCUCAACAGAUCCUCAUCAAAUGUCCCAACCAGAUGGUCAGACAGAUGUUCCAGCGGUUGGUGAUUCACGUGAUCAGUCAGUUGAGGAACACCCACGUUGACCUCUACAUGCAGCCUGUAGUUGAGGGGGAUGAUGGAGAAAUAGAUAUUUCUGAACUUGGCAAUCAGUCCUGUGUUACAAGAUUUAUUAAGAAGAUGCUGGCGAUUGUUGAACAUGGAGUUCGUCCACACAGUAAAUAUCUGACAGAAUACUUCGCAUUCCUUCUGGAGUGGUCUAAGACUGGAGAUGAAGAAUGUCUCUUCCUAAUUAACAUUGGUGCGAUAUCCACCAUGAUCAACUUCUACAUGGGCCAGAAAGCACAGGAGAACUAUGUUGAGAUUCUGUCAGACGAUGAUGAGGAAGAGGAUGUGAUAUCGCUGACCGAUGACAACUAUCGCCCCGUCGCCCUCGAGAAGAUGAUAGCACUGAUUGCGUUGUUAGUGGAAAAAUCUCGUGUUGACGAAAAACAGCUUCAGAUCUUUGAACGAGAUUACAGUUCUAUCAUUGGCGUAAAGGGCUUCCCAUUUCUGUUCAGUCAGAUCCGAGACAACAUUAAUGUGCGACAGACGUGCAACCUGAUCUUUAGUCUCACCAGGUGGAGCGACAGUUUGGCAGUGGCUAUUGUAAAUAUGGUUUUUAGUGCUAUCAGAAAACUGAAUCCUGACCAAUCCCAGCCUUUCUUCAAGCUGCUGUCUAUGUUGGUAGAGUUCGUGGGAGGUCCACCAGGCCUUCCACACUACACACAGUAUGUGCUGCAGAGGUUCUGGGAGCUGACCAAGUCAUGCCCCCAGCAGUGCCUAGAGUGGUUGACCAAUCAGGUGACUCGUAACAAGUUGGCACAGGUUUGGUGUCUCAAUCAGAUGGAACCCUGGGUAGAGCAGUAUCUUCUAGCUCACAACAAUGUGCGAGUUAGGAACGCUGCUGCGUACCUGUUGGUGUCUCUGAUUCCUAGCAACCAUUUCCGACAGUCAUUCAGGUCUGCUCGCAGCAUGCUGAGUCCACACAAGGAAUUACCGAUGUCGACAGAAGCUCUCAUGGUGUUGCAUCAGGUUUAUGAACAUCUGCUGAGCCUUCUGUCUAGAGCCCGACUGUAUGUGGAUCCUGCAGUUCAUGGAACCACGAAGCUCAUGUGCUACUUCGCUGUGAUGAACUUUUGUCUCAUUUCAAGAGUUGAAAAACUCAUGUUUGGAGAAUAUUUCCUGGACAUGUGGCAACUGUUUCAACCCAAACUGUCCGAACCACAGAUCUCAAUGCAUCAUAAUAAACAGACUUUGCUGCUGUUUUGGCAUCAAGUGUGUUUGGAUUGUCCCGAGAACGUCAAGCUGAUUGUUUCCAAUCCUCACGUGUGUAAAAACAUCGCAUUCAGCUACAUUCUUGCGGACCAUGAUGACCAGGAUGUGGUGAUGUUUAACCGCGUCAUGCUUCCCGCGUAUUACGGUCUGCUGCGCAUGUGCUGUCAGCAGUCACAGUCCUUCACCCGGCAGCUGGCCCAGCACCAGAACAUUCAGUGGGCGUUCAAGAACAUCACACCCUACCCCACGCAGUACACAGUGGCUGUGGAAGAGCUGUUUAAGAUCAUGAAGCUGAUGGCGACGCGGUACCCGGACAGCACGGAAGAGGAACUGAAGGCAAUCAGCAGUUUCUGUAGAAGUAACAUCAUGAUGUACCUCCAGCUGCUCGACGGCCGAUCAACCUGGCAGACUCUGAUCAGUGCUUUCAAGAUCCUGGUGGAGACGAGAGAAGAGAGGGUCUUGUUGAUUUACCAUUCCGGACUUCAGAAGAUAACAGAGGCAUUCUACACCCUGCAUGUGAUGUACCAUGAAGCCACCGCCUGCCAUGUCACAGGGGACAUUGUGGAUCUGCUCACGAUUCUGCUACACAUACUGGAGACCGGCAAGGAAUGCCAUGACAAAAAAGCUCAAGGUUGUGCGGACGUCAAAGCGUGUUUGUUCAGCUGGAAGGAACGCUAUGAGGUCGUCAAGAAACUCAUCACUUUGCUCAACUCAUACACGCCACCGGAAGUUAGGAGCAUAUGUUUUGAAGUGUUAAAGCAGAUGAUUCUCAUCUUCCAAGGAGAGUGUAUCAACGUGAUGGUCCCCAUUCUUACGCAGGCCCAUGCCUCCUUCCAAGACAGCAAUAUACCAGUGGCUAUGGGUCCCUACUUUCCAAGACGAGGUCAGAAGCCUAUUGGAUCAAAAUCAAACAUUCGACCACCGAGACCUCAGUUUCAGAUGUUUCUGCUCAGUAGUCAAAUAGAGAUUACAAAGGGCGUUGAUGAAGUGUACGACCAGGCUUUAUCAGACUACAUUCUGCCGUAUCACCUGUUGAUGGACACCAUGGUGCGGGUUUCUGUGAAUCAGCAGAACACAAGUGAAGCAUUGAUAAACCUAAGUGCAAUGGUAGCCUUCGAGGGUGUUCCUCUUCACCUGCCUUACUUCGCCAAGCUGUGGACAGAGAUCUAUCAUUCUGGACAGGCUGACAAAGGAUAUGUCCAGGCUCUGUGUAACAGUUCGUCAUUCAUCGACUACGUGGAUGCUGUGUUACUUGAUGAACGCAUGUCACUCAACAACAGUGUCAUAUAUCAGUUCUUCUGCAACUUCUUUCCGAAGGUAUAUCAGCAGGUGUUACAUGACCAGGGCAGGUCGAUGCUGGGUAAUGCGUUACUUGACAGCCUGGUGGCAUCGGUCACAGCAGAAAAGUCAGCAUUUGAAAACGUCAAGUCCGACAGAGAGCUUCUCCAUAUCUGCAACAGACUGACUGGGGAUCUGAGAGCUAUGCUCAUCAUUUUCUCGGUGCAGACACCUAAACAGGUGAGUCCUCUACUCACGGAGAGCUUGGAGCUGAUUCUCAGCGUGUGUCGCUCACACCAGCAGAAACGAGUGGAGAUGGAGACAAAGGUGGAGGUGUCGUCCCAGCAACAAGACGAGGAGACCGAGGCACCGGCUCUGCCGGAGAAACAAGACAAAGGGGAGGUAACCCAAGAACUGGACAGCGAGCAGAUGCAACAGCAAGAGAGGGGAGACGACUCCGAUCAGAACGCCGACUCCAAUGUGGAUGUGUGUAUGGAGGACACAACCAGCGCGGAGAGCGAGGAGGUGAAAGAGAAGACUUGUGAGGAGAACACGUCGGCUGACAGUAACCAGCGACAACAGUUGGUGGAGGAAGAAUCAGGAGAAAUCCCUUCAAAGCGACGCCGAAUAAGCCAUGAUGCUGAUGAAGAACAACAAAAGACUGACAGAGAAACUCCAGGUGAUUCUGGGCCACACAUUCAGGAGGAUGUGGAGAAGACGACGACACAGAAAUCCCCUGAGCCCUCGACGAGUUCCGCUAGCGAGCCACCCCAGCCCAGUACGAGCACGUCCUCAACCGGUCUGUCCCAGAGUCCCCGAGAACGUCCCAACAAAGUGGACGUCGUCGCCAAACAUAUCGAAAUGCUGCUGGGUCUGAUUCAGAAACAGUGAAGAAAUAUCGCCCACCUGUCUGUUGUAACUUGGAGGCCGCCAGUACUUGAUUAAACUUGUGGCGCUCGGUACGUGUUGUAACUAAGUGACUGCCAGUACCUGUAAAAACUCGGAGGCUGCCAGUAUUUGUUUAAAGUCAUGGCUGUCGGUAUGUGUUGUAACUGUGACUGCCAGCAUUUGUUUAAAGUCAGUGGCUGCCAAUAUCUGUUUAAACACAGUGGCUGCCAAUAUCUGUUUAAACACAGUGGCUGCCAAUAUCUGUUUAAAUUCAGUGGCUGCCAAUAUCUGUUUAAACUCAGUGGCUGCCUUUAUUUGUUUAAACUCUGUGGCUGCCAGUAUUUGUUUAAACACAGUGGCUGCCAAUAUCUGUUUAAAUUCAGUGGCUGCCUUUAUCUAUUUAAACUCAGUGGCUGCCUUUAUUUGUUUAAACUCGGUGGCUGCCAGUAAGAGUUGUAAUUUGAUGGCAAAUGCAUGAGUUGGAGGCUGAAUAACAGUAUUCCCCCAUGCUGGGAAUCUGUGGGGCAAAUCCUUUCCGAUGAAAAUGUGAUUGCUGAAAUUGAUUUUAAUGUACAUAUGAAGAAGGAAAAAAAAGAAGUUGCCAAGUCUGUUUUAGUGUCCUAUCUGACACAACAGAUUCAUACAGGUUUGGUAAGCAUAUAAAAGGAUAUGUGCAUAUUUUGUUGGUCAGGUAUGGGGUCAUGUGAAUUGUGAUGUGUUUAUAUCAGCAGUUGGAUGUGUUUUGAUGACCCCAGUUGAAACAUCUAAUAGUAAUGACAUGCCUAGUUGUGAAAUGUGACAUGUUUUGACAUGACUGAUUUUGAAAUCAUGUUUUUAAAAUUUUCUUCUCUAUGUGAUGAGAUGAGCCCAGAUGUGAAAUGUAACAUUCUGAUGUGCCCAGAUGUGAAAUGUAACAUUCUGAUGUGCCCAGAUGUGAAAUGUAACAUUCAGAUGUGCCCAGAUGAGAAAUGUAACAUUCUGAUGUGCCCAGAUGUGAAAUGUAACAUUCUGAUGUGCCCAGAUGUGAAAUGUAACAUUUUUAUGUGCUCAGAUGUGAAAUGUAACAUUCUGAUGUGCCCAGAUGAGAAAUGUAAAAUUUUUAUGUGCCCAGAUGCAAACUCUCAGAUGUGACCAUAUCUGAAAGUUGACAUUUUGCUAUAGCUUGAUGACAUAUUCUGAUGAUGAAUUUUGACAUACCCACAUCAGUGUUGUGUCCACUUUUGGUGUGACCCGAUGUGAAAUGUAACAGGUUUUGAGGUCGCCAGAUGUGAAAUUGGAUGAGUUUUGACACACUUUGUGGAAAUGCGACAUUAUUUAAUAUGCCCAGCUGAGAAAUCUGAAAGUAUGAUUUGCUUCGUGGUCUCUUUUCAAGAUGGAACGACUCUAGAAACUAUAGAUGACCAUUAUUUUUCAUUAUUUCUACAAAUGUGAAAUAUUUCGUCUUACAGUUGACUGUUUUUACCUGGGCCAGGAGGGAAUGUUAUUUUAAAAGUGCACUGGUUAUAAGCUGUUAGCUUCCAAUGACAAUUGUUUGAACUGAAAUGUGUGCAUUGUUUUAUGAUUAGUUGAGUGAUUUUAAGAAAACAAAAACGGAAAAUAUCUUUAUGUUUAGUUAAAAACUUUUAGCUGUUAAAUGACCCUCUGUAUCAAAUUAUAGUUGCAAGACACUGACAUGUCAAUUUUAAAGAGAAAGUGGUUAUAUAAUAAUAUUAAUAAUAAACCUUGCAGUCGGCAGUGCUGUGGAGAUUGCAGAGCAGUUUUAUUUUCUGCAGAACUUUUUUUUAUGUAGACUGUAUUCAGUUGCAUUGUUUUUUUCAUGGCAUGAUGUUUUGUUUUGGAUAUUUUUUUAAUUGCAGAGAUUGUAAUAACAUAGUUAAUAUUUUAUGUGGAAAUCUGAUUUAAGAAAAACAUACCAAACCAGUGCAUAACAAAAGUUGUGUGUGCAUUAUAACACAUUGGCCAUCCAUUUUUGACUGAGAGUAAAUAUAAAUACAGCACAUCUAAUUACAACUGGACAUAUUUAAUAUUAUCCCAAGACAAAUCCUCUUUGGAUAUUGUGGAUCUGUGUGAAUGUUAUAAGCUUAAUUAUUACAGUAUGUUUCAUUUCAUGUAUGUUUUUUGGCUCAUAAUAGCUCAUUGUCAUUGAUGAAUUCAUGAUAAAAAUGUGAAAGAUAAAACAAAUUCAUGGUAUCAUUUUAUGCCUCAACUGUCAUUCUGUUCAUGUGUCAGACAAUUGUAAAUUCACAUUGCAAUCUGUUAGUUACAUGAUUAACAGUAAUCCUUUAACUAACAGUUACAAACCUUUUUUCAUGUAUUACAAAAAUCCAUCUGUUCCGAAAAAAUUGACUGAUAUUUUUUAGAGACAGCGAGUAAGAAAAUAAAAUAAAUACUACCUCAGUACAAAAUCAGUUUGUUUAACAGACAUUUAAAAUGUCAGUAUAACUGAGAACCUUGAGUGUUAAGGUUAUGCUGAUAUGAUUUUUGUAACUGAUGUUCUCAAAAUUAAAAGCCUUAGGUUUGUUAGUUUAAGGCAUGCUUAACAUUAACACAAUUUCAUGCACAUUGUUGCCACGAGUUUAUCAAUGUAGUACAUUUAGAUGGUAUGUUUUCCAUAUAUGCAAUUCUGCACGCAGGUAUUCAAUGCGCUGAAAUAAAAUAUCAAUGUACUAUUUUCCCGCGAAGUAUUUACUUUUAGCUUAACAGUACACUUCUGCUUGUGAAAACGUAGAUAUGGAAACAUACAUUUCCGCAUGCAGAAACACAUAUAAUAAAUUGUGUGUAGAAAAGCACAUGAUAAAUUGCGGGCGGAAUCACCUUAAUGAAAUGUGGGCCUUUAAGUCCCAGUCUCGCCUUCCUUUAGAGGAACUCCCCUUUUCUACCAUUAAAUCACAUAUUACUUAAAACUUCUUACUUAAAUUAUAUUUUGAAAAAUCCAGUGUGUUUGUGGUCAUGCUGGUGUCUUUAGUAGCUCCAAAUACAUUUGAUGCCAGACAGAAAAGGUACAUAUCUAGGAAACUACUCAUGCAAAACACAGGUUUAAUACAUUCAGAUAUUUUUACAAUCGGCUUACAUCAUCAAGGGCUAACCUUCUUUAAGAGAUCAGUUUGAUGAGAACUAUAUUUGUACAACCGUAUGUUACACUUAGUCGGUGAAUGAAAAGCAUUUUAUGUCAUAGGAAGAAAGCAAUAGUUGCCAGUCUAUUUAAAGAGCUUAAUGGAAAUACGCAUUUUAUACUAAAUGUUGGGGUUUUAAGAAUACUAUCUUUCUUUUUUUCAGUCUGAAUUAAGAAAGUUUAAUUUUGUCAAGUCUCUCUUUCAUAAUUUUUCACUUGUUAAGUAUUUUGAUAUUUGUCUUUUUAACAUAAUGUUCAAUUUAUAUUUCAGAUGUUUUAGAAAUUUGUGUUUAAGAGUAUCAUACUAUAAUUCAGUGUCAGUUUUUGUGUGUGUGGAACGUAAAACUUGCAUUAGAUACAAACACAAACAUCACAUAUGACAGAUUUAUUUUAGUGAAUAAUGUUUGACAAACUCAUUCGAACCAUUUAUAAAAAAUGGAUGUUUUAAUUGCAAGUUAAAUGACAAUUAUUGUGAACAAAGUCAAAAUGAUUGUGUCAGGAUGUUGUUCUCUGAUCAAUCUUAAUACACAUAGCAUAUAUAUUAUUUCAUGUUAUCAGUGAAACACACAAGAAAAUAAUGAAUCCACACAAUUAUGAGAUUCUAAAUUCACUUAGGCCUCAAAGGCUGGGGUGAGUUAUAAAUGAGGACAUGAAAGGGUGGGGGUGGCACUGAGGUUUGAAGCCCUGUCACCCAGUUACCUACCUGUACAGGUAUAUAUGUGUGGGUGUGUUCACUACAGCUUGAUGUAUUCAUAUGCAGGAUGUGGUUCACAAAUACUUUUCUCAUUACUGUUAUUCUUAAUGAUUUACAGUGUGUGCUUGAUUCUAACGAAAAAUAUUGCCAAUGACAUUUAUUCUAACAGAUUUUUUUUUGUUGAUAAUGCAAAUACACAUACAUACAUACAUACAUACAUAUAUACAUGUUAGAAUAAGUAACUUUUUAAAAGAAAAAUCACUCAAAAGUUUUCUUUCAUUUUAAAAGUGAAAUUUUAUGUUGUUUCAGUUUGUAUUAAUAUGUAAAAGUGACUAUGUUUUAUUCUUGUUUUGAUUAUUGUUGUACAUGCACAAUAUCCUGUAUUUUAAUGCUCGUUUCCUAAAUUUCACACAAUGUAGUAGGUAAAUUAUUUUAAUAUUGUUUUGGACAUCUUUUACCAAAAAACCCUUUAAUCUCUGCUAACAAAAUGUCUGCAUCAUAUUCACCUUCUCGAGGUUGUGAUAGAAGAUUCAUCGAACAACUUGACAUUUCCCCCAUACAUUUUUAAGGUAGGGAAGGGGCCCAGAAUUGCUGUCAAAGGAAAUUUGAGCAUAUACCAUACCAGGUUAAAGCCAUCAGUAACGUUAAUAUUUCCUCUUCAUUUUUACAAUUAUUUUAGUUUCACUUUAAUCAUGUUUCUAGUUAUUGCAGUCAUGUUGCUACUUUUAUAAAAAAUUAAAUUUUAGUUUCAUUUCAAUAAUAUUGGUAAUUUCAAGGCCAGAGAACACCAGUGAUAACUUGAAAUUGAGAAAUAAACUUUCAACUUGUCAGAGACAAGUACAAUUUCAGCAAAGCAUAUACAGUGGUAUCUCAUAAUCUAAUAUGCUUCUUAUCAUUAUAUCAAAAAGAAAAUAAGAAUAUUUUAAUAUUUUAUUUCAUGCUGGAGUAGAUUUACCACAGAUUUAAAUGAAUUAUGUAAUUGGAAAUAUAUUACAAUUUGGACUUCAUAUUUUAUAGCUAUUACUGUAAAAAAAAAAUAAUGCUGUAACAAAAAGAGUUUUAAUUUUUAAGUUUGUUUAAAAAUGAUUUAUAUAGUACCAUCUUUUUUUCUGCCACUAUAAAAAUUAGAUAAGUAUUGUAUAACCUUUUAAAAUAUUAAAAAGGUUAAAAUUAUUUAUGAACAUGAUAUCUAUUUUAGGAUGUGUGAUUAAAACUGUCAUAUUGACAAAUUGCCAUUGAUAAUUAACAUGGAUAUAUGGGGUUUUAAUGUUAAUAAUUUUUUUUUGCUUUGUAAUAAAAUGUUUUUAAGCAAA
Messenger RNA from Gigantopelta aegis, 16125 nucleotides. RefSeq names its product ubiquitin carboxyl-terminal hydrolase 34-like. The transcript is spliced from 80 exons. Bases 132 to 11009 code for a protein of 3625 amino acids. Lineage: Eukaryota; Metazoa; Mollusca; Gastropoda; Neomphalida; Peltospiridae. Gene Ontology annotation, molecular function: cysteine-type deubiquitinase activity; cysteine-type endopeptidase activity. The record is from RefSeq and is a predicted model, not a curated record. Gene Ontology annotation, cellular component: nucleus; cytosol. Gene Ontology annotation, biological process: protein deubiquitination.